Acytostelium subglobosum LB1 is the source of this 645-nucleotide messenger RNA. RefSeq lists its product as hypothetical. NCBI's taxonomy places the organism in Eukaryota, Evosea, Eumycetozoa, Acytosteliales, Acytosteliaceae. The transcript has 2 exons. The record is from RefSeq and is a predicted model, not a curated record. The coding region runs from base 1 to 645 and encodes 214 amino acids.
AUGAUGCACAACUCGUUCAAGUUGCUGUCAUACUUUGGUUAUACGGAGUACUUGUCCCGUCGCAUUAAUGCCGAGCCUCAAAACAUCGAUCUUAUCAACUUUCAUAGGGACUUUAUUCCAGACAUUACCAAAUAUCCUGCCAAUAGCAAAUGCCAUUUUACCAAUAUUGAUCAUCGUUUGGUUGGUCUGGCUGAUAUAGCCUGCAAACAUGGUCAUAUUUCAAUAAUCGAGCUACUCAAUCAGCAUCCCGAUAACGAACGUGGUUUGUUCAGCACCAACAACAUGCUCGUCAAGAACGGACAUUAUCACAUUGCCAAAUUUCUCUUCCACCAGAGAGUCAACAAGGAGGGAUUCACAUUGGCUGCUUUCCAAGAGGCUGCCAAAUGUCAAGAUUACGAAUUACUGGAGCUUCUUGUUAGCAGCUGGGCUCCCAAUACGCGGAAUCCAGUCAUCGAUGUAGCAGCGGCGCAUGGCCGUCUAAAAAUGUCAUUCUACUCCACAAUAAGGGAUAUAGCUGUACAAGCGAGGCAAUGCACGCUGCAGCCACCAAUGGCCACUAUGACGUCGUUAUCUUUCUGGACAAAAAUAGAUUGGAAAGCUGUAAGAGGGAUACAAUGCAAAAAACACUUUCAAAUGGACACAUAG